CGAGAAACAAUUCUACACUGCUGUGGAAACCGAGGCAUGCUUCGGAAGUCCGAAGUUUAUAUCGAAUGAUAAUAGCUAUGCAGCUAGUUAAAUGGAAAAAGGUGCCGACUAUGUAACUUUAGCUUGGGGUAAGCGGAAAGGUGUGAUGUUGGCAGAGAAUCCAGUGAAUCCCUUGACCUCUGACCUCCUCCAGAGGUCACACUGCACCAAGCAUGGACAGGGGGCGGUGUCCAGGAGGUCGGGGCAGCUGCAGAGGGCGGGCACGUCCAAGCGCACCCGUUACCUGGGGGUGGAGACGUGGGCGGAGCUUGUGUGGGACAGCUGGGAGCUGGGCCGGGAGUACACCAAGAGCCUGCAGCUGAAGAACGUGCAUGGGAAACUGCAGAAGCUCAGCUUCAGGCCCCCUGUCUCACGGGUCUUCUCCACGCCGUUCCCUCACACCAUCUCUCUGAGCCCCGGCACGACCUCCACCCUGCCUGUCACCUUCCGCCCGCUGGAGAGGCGUGAAUAUUCGGACAGCAUCGAGUUCCGCAGUAGCAUGGGGACCUUUCAGGUGUCCCUGCGUGCCACCGUCCCGCGCCAUGCCCUGCUGGCCCCCGAAUCGGUGCUGCUGCCCCCCUGUGGGGUCCUAGACAGCUCCCAAGCCUCCUUCUUGCUUCGCAACGCCAGUAAGCUGCAGACGCACUUCCUGUGGGAGGUGAGCGAUCCAUUCCAGCUGUCUCCGGAGAGCGGUGUCCUGGGCCCGGGGGAGGAGUGUCAUAUGACAGUGCUGUUCAGACCACAGGGGGCGCUGGUGUACCAGGAGGAAGCAGCCUGCGUGUUUGGAGAGCAGGGGGAGAGCCGGUGCAGUGUUCUCUUACAGGGCCUGGCCAAGUACCCCCACUUGCAGCUGUGUGGCGUGGAGCAGGAGGAUGGCUACAGUGUGCUGGAGUUUGGCAGCGUGCCUAUCGGCCAAUCCCUGAAGAGACACUUCCACAUCCUCAACCCAUCCUCUGUGAGCGCCUCCUUCAGGCUGGCGGGGGUAGGGCGGGUGCCGCUGGAGGGCUCCGCGUUUGUGUGCGAGGAGCAGGAGGGCCGUUUGGCCCCCGGGGGCCGGGUGAAGGUGGCCGUGUGCUUCUCCCCCCAGGCGCCCGACUGCAGCAGCGUGGAGUACCUGUGCCUCACCUGCCACGGGGGGCCCAGCAAGGCCUUACUCAAACUCCACGGCAACAGCACAGGCCCGGAGGUGUCAUUGCGCGCUGCGGUGCUGGACUUUGGCUGCGUGGCCCUGGGCGGGGAGGCGUGGCGCGCCGUGGAGAUCGCCAACUCAGCGGCCGCGGAGGCGCGCUUCCAGUUCGACGUGGACGCCGCGGGGCACAGCGUCUUCGCCGUGGACCCGCCCUGCGGCACGUUGCCUGGCAACGGCCGGCUCACCCUGCGCGUGCGCUUCCGUCCUCAGCACCCCAUCGCCCACCACCGGAGGGCGCCCUGUCUGCUGCUGCACAGGGAACCUCUGUUCCUGGACAUGAUUGGCACCUGUCACUCAGAGCAGCUGAAACCGGCCGUCCUGAGGCCGAAGCACCUGCGGCUGUACGACCUGCACCUGGCGCGGGGGCUUACCCGUUACCCGCCCGACGUCCUGAGCGCCAUGCUGACGGAGGGGAGGCUGCGGCUCGACCAGGAGGGGGCGCUCCUGCUGCCGGAGGCUGCCCUCGAGCGCCCCCCUGUGGAGAGCUGCGCGUUGCCCGAGAGGGAUCCCGUGGAGGAGUACUUUCGGGAGGGCGGGGCUGAGCCGGCGGGCGUGGCCGCAGGGACGGGGGCGGGACCUCACGUCACGGCGGACCCCGCCGAGCUCCUGUUCCGGGGCGGGGCUCGCUCCCUCCCCCUCUCCGUCGCCAAUCACACCAAGGGCCGGCUCAGCCUGACGUGGACCACCGCCCCGGACUCGCCCUUCUCAGUCUCCCCCCAAUCCUGCGACCUGCCCCCCCUCAAAAGCACCGCUUUCAGGGUCACUUACGACCCCCUGCAGCACAACACCCUCCAUGCUGCUCAGCUGGAGUGCUUUGCCUGGUACAAGGUUCUGCGGGACCAUCGGCUGGUGGAGGAGCCCACUCUGUGCCCUCCCUGGUGCGUGACCGUCAGGGUCAGCGGCCACUCCUUCCAGCCCGGCUGCGAGCACUUCACCCCCCGCUUCUCCCUGCAGCGCCCCCUGGUGGUGUUCCCUGCGCUGGCUGAGGUGUGCUACCGGACGGUUCUCCUGCAGAACGAGGGGGACCUGCCCCUGGCCUUCAGGCUGGGCUCUGAGGGGACCCCCUCUGUCAGCGCGCACCCCCCGAGCGGCCUGGUGCGCCCCGGGGCCCACCAGAUCCUCACCCUGAGGGCGGUCCCGCAGGAGGACCCCGCCCGCGCGCUGUCCGUCUCUGUGCAGUUCAACGCCUCCCCCAAAUACACACAGGCCCUGACGGUGGUCCGUGUUGUGGAGAGGCCGCGGGUGGCUCUGGAGGGGGACGGCGCGCUGUUCUUCAGACCCACGGCGGUGGGCUACAGCUCGGUCCGCUCCCACGCCCUGACGAACACAAGCCGCCUCCCCCUGCACUUCCACUGGCGAAUCCCCAGCCCCGACGGCCGCGUGCUCUCCGUCCAACCGGAGAGCGGCGUCCUGCAGCCCAACGAGGCCCGGGUGCUGAAGUGGUCCUUCUCGCCAUUGGCUGAAAUGCAGUACACUCUGAGGCCCUGCCUGACCUUCUGGCCAACCCAGUUGCCUGGAAGCAAGAAGUCCCGCCUCUUUCUCCAGGUGGUGGGGCUGGCCUCCACAGGUUCCCUCCAGGCAGAGCAGGCUGUGACGGACCUGGGCCAGCUGCUGGCUGGCAGCUGCCAGUCAUGUGACCUGCCGCUGAUCAACGACGGCCCCUGCCCCCUCAGCUUCUCCCUGGAGGUGAAGCAGUGCAUCGUGGGUCCCGGGCUGGAGGAGGACAGCGACGGGGACGCUGUGGCCCUGCAGCUGGGCUGUCACAGAGGCACGGUACCGGCCCGGUCCAGGAUGGUGCUGCGGUCCACGGUGAGACCGGCCUGUAGAGCCCAGUACUGCUGGACCAUCAGCUACCGGAUCCUCAGCUCGUCCGGCUCAGAGCUGGCGGGGCCGGCGCGCCUGUGCCAGGUGAAGGCCGAGGGCGUGUUCCCGGUGCUGCAGGUGACGGACGCGCGGGGGAGCGGGGGCGUGGCGGGCCUGAGCAAGCUGCAGCUGUGGGGGCUCUUCUCCCUGGACGCCCUCAACGCCUACCUGCGCCGUGACCCCACCCCGCCCGAACUCACCUACAGGGUGCCCACGCGACACAGUCUCCAGGGCUCUCCCUGCUUCCUGACUCCAGUGCUGUUGGACUUCAGCUUCAGUGCAGCACCGUUGGGCUCAGAAGCCUCCAGUGUGCUGCUCAUGCUGGAGAACCCGGGCAGCAUCCCUGUGGACUGGUGCUUCCUGUUCCCGGAGGACCAGCAGCUGGAGCUGGAGUGCUGGGCGGAGAGCGUGGAGUUCAGCCCCGCGGAGCUGCAGCAGAUGAAGGUGCAGGAGCACAGGCUGUUUUCCGUUUCCCCCCGCUCGGGAACGCUGCACCCUGGCCAGCAGAGGGCAGUGCAGCUCACUCACAGGCAUGACUUUGCUGGAAGUGACCUCCUCCCAGUCCUUCUGAAAUUAUCCCAUGGCAGAGAAAUCCUGCUGAAUUUCCUUGGCGUGACAGUGGAGAGAGACAGGCCGUAUGUUCACUUCCCCUCCAGCCGACACACCUUCACACCUGUGCCCGUCGGGGGGUUCAGCCCCCCCAAACAGGUGUAUGAGCUGUAUAAUGGAGGGGCAGUCCCUGUGAGGUUCCAUAUUGACACCGCGCCCCUGGAGCGGCUGACGGAGGACAAUUUCGGGCACCCGGUUCUGCAGUGCCUCACCCCCCGUGGGGAGGUGCAGUCCGGCCGCACGGCCAGCCUGGAGUGGAUCUUCUCCCCCCUGGAGGCGAAGACCUACACAGUGGACGUCCCUGUGCACGUGCUGGAGGGGGACUCAGCGCUGGUGCGGUUCGAGGGCCGGGGGUGGGACGGCCGCUCCGCGGGGGAGGUGCCCCCAGCGCGGCUCCAGGGCUGCCCCGCCUCUGUGCCCAGCACACAGCGGGUGGCCUUACCUGGGCAGCUGGUGUUCCUGUCAGAAGAGCGCGUCUCUCUGGGAGAUAUCCCUGUCUGCUCCCGCAGCACCCGCAUCCUCUUCCUCACCAACGUCUCCCUCACAGAGGGAGUCCUCUACACCUGGAACUUGCCCCAAGACCGCAGCCAGCAGGUGCAGGUGGUUCCUGACUCUGGGCUCUUGGAUGCAGGACAGAGUGCUCUCUGCAUCCUCACCUUACAGGCCUCUGGCACCCCCAGCUUCUACCUGCUGGACCUCAUCUGCCAGGUGACCACAGAGAGAGCCAUGGCGCAGCAUGAGGACGAGCUGCAGCGGUGGGAGAAGGAGAGAGAGAGGCAGGGGAAUGAGUUCACCUUCACAGAGCAGGGCAUCGAGCCCCCCGCUCACGCCCUCCUGGAGAAGGACGCCCCGGAGUGUGUAACAUCCGCACACAGCACAGGCACUACAAUUAGGAAGUACAAGACUCUGCCUCCCAUAUGCAGCAGCGACGGUGAUCUGUUUGGGGUGACGGGCGCGAGGCCCAGCCGGGAGGAGAGGCGUGCCCGCGGACGGGCCGCCAGGGUCUGGAGGAGGCCGGAGCUGCCCCGCCCCUUCCUGCUGCACCUGGGCGUCACCGCCCGCUCUCACUCCCACCUGGAGUUCCAGAGCUGCUUCCCCUCCCGCCUCAACACGCACUACAUACACAGAACUCUGAAGCCUAAAUUGCCCUGCCUCCCUCACUCUGGGGACAGAUCACUGUUCAGCCAUGGUACGGAAAGAGAGAUCAUCACUCAUACUGUCUCCUGCAUCCUUAGGGGCCUCCUGGAUGACCCCCAGUUCCAGCAGUCUUUAGUGGACAGCUCGGCAGACCCUGUGCCUUAUUUCAGUCAGAUACGAUCCCGGCCCCAGCGCUUCUCUUCUGCAGAGAGGCCCUCUCUGGACCACAGCCCUGAGUCACAGCACCGUCAGGACACACUGCACGAGUCACAGCACCGUCAGGACACACUACACGAGUCACAGCCCCGUCAGGACAUACUGCACGAGUCACAGCACCGUCAGGACAUACUGCACGAGUCACAGCACCGUCAGGACACACUACACGAGUCACAGCACCGUCAGGACACACUACACGAGUCACAGCUCUGUCAGGACAUACUACACGAGUCACAGCUCCAUCAGAACACACUGCUGGAGUCACAGCUCCAUCAGAACACACUGCUGGAGUCACAGCUCCAUCAGAACACACUGCUGGAGUCACUGCUUCAAGAGGACACGCUGCAUGAGUCACAGCUCCAUGAGGAUGCUAUGAGCGAGUCCCAGCUCAGUAAUGACUCUCUGCAUGAGUCAGACCAGGAGCAGGGGUUACAGGAGGCCAUCCGCAGGCUGCCGGAGUUUGCUGACCUGGUUGAGGAUGUGCUACUGAACACGCUGCAGAACCUGAUGACCGAAGCUUUCCUGGGGGAGGUGCUUCUGACGGCCCGCCCCCGCACCAUCGCGCUGCCGCCGUCCUCAGCCAGGAAAUCUCCCAAGUGCGGCUCGAGGAAGCCUUCUGUAGGCACAGCUGGGAUUGAGAAAACUACAGAUCCCAUCUUCCCCCAGCAGGCCAGCCUGUAGGAGCAGCAGGGAAGUUAUUUAAUCAGAUAGUGGAAGGACGUUUUAUUUUUAACCUUUAAUUCCUUUUUGAAAAUAAUUUCUGGUAUCAUGUCUUGAAAGGCAUUGUUAUAAAUCUAAAUAUUCCAAACAGUUUUUCAGGCAUUUCAGCAUUUAUUUGGUAUGCUUGCCAUUAUGCAGUCCAGAUGUAUUCAUUUGACCUUUAUAUGCACAAAUGUUAAAUAAAACUGCUGCGUUGCGCUGAGUCCAAGCAGAACCCUAAAUCAUGAAAAUCUCAUCAAAAACUAAAGCAUUUGCACCGAUGUCUGGGAUCCACUCCUGCCUGUGUCUAGAAACUAACAACUGUCACUGUGGGAGAAUCCUGUAGAGGGCAGCCUCAUCACUUACUCUAAAAUGGGGAAGUAAGAUGUCUUUAUUUAAUUAUUAAACUUGCAUGGAAUGUUUCUAUGGUUUUAACUACUGAAAUCCAAGUUAAAUAUGCUGUAAUAACACUGUGACCACUAGGUGGAGCUGUUGAGGUUCCCUGAGUGAGGAAGAAGUAAAUGUCAACAUUGUGAAACUUAUGGCCAUUAUGGACAGAGAGAGGCCAUCUUAUUUUCCUGUGUUUGAAUGUUGCUUUUAUAAUGAUGAGUGAGGUCACACUUUGUGCUCGGCAUCUUUCAUUAUCAGAAAUGAGACAUCAUAUGCUUACUUUGGUUCUUUGUAGAACUUUAUUAAAAAGGGGAUUUCUGUCCACAGUAGUAAAGACUUUUGCGCCUACAGUAUAAAAAUAAAAAGAAAGUUUACACCCCAAAUUUUUGCUUUUACACAGAAUGCCUGGUUAAAAAGGGAUAAAUAAAAGAUUUGAAGGUCUGAAAAAUCACGACCCAAAUCAGUGUAGAAAAUUGGGUGUCUGUCAGAAAUGGUCCCACACUCUGAGAAGAGCCCAUUGCACCGAGCAAAGAACACAAACCCCGUGGGGAAGGUUGGUGUGUGCAAACACGUGCAUAUGCAGACAAUCAGACCUUCAUUUCUGAGCUUCCUCACGUGAGUAAAGAACAGUGUGACAGUUAAGUAUGG
Messenger RNA from Anguilla anguilla (European eel), 6790 nucleotides. RefSeq names its product cilia and flagella associated protein 65 (gene cfap65). The coding region runs from base 92 to 5734 and encodes 1880 amino acids. NCBI's taxonomy places the organism in Eukaryota, Metazoa, Chordata, Actinopteri, Anguilliformes, Anguillidae. The transcript has 34 exons. The record is from RefSeq and is a predicted model, not a curated record.